Messenger RNA from Phalaenopsis equestris, 429 nucleotides. Its product is annotated as L10-interacting MYB domain-containing protein-like. The coding region runs from base 1 to 429 and encodes 142 amino acids. The record is from RefSeq and is a predicted model, not a curated record. The transcript has 2 exons. NCBI's taxonomy places the organism in Eukaryota, Viridiplantae, Streptophyta, Magnoliopsida, Asparagales, Orchidaceae.
AUGACAGGUAGGGAAUAUGAUAGACUCCAAUUGAAGAAUAAAUGGGACCAGCUUAAGAAAGAUUGGAAAUUGUGGAGUGAUUUGAAGCGUGGCUCCACUGGAUUAGGAUGGGAUCCGGUGAAUAGAACAAUUGAGGCGUCAGAGGAAUGGUGGCAAGAAAGAUUGUUCCUGCGGCUAAGAAGUUCAGAUUGGCUGGGAUUGAACCAGAAUUGGAAGACUGAACCAGAAUUCGAGGGCAAGUUAAAAAUGAUGUUUGGUGGGGUGGUAGCUAAAGGGAAAUUUUCAGCUGCCCCUAGCCAAAUAGUUUUUGAAACAACCCCCGAGAAUGUGGCCGUGGAAUUGUCAAAUGAUUCUGCAGAAUUCCGCAGUGUUGAGCCACCUGAAAUUCAAUCCACCAACCAUGUGAAGCGCCCCCGGAACGAACGCUAG